Messenger RNA from Petromyzon marinus (sea lamprey), 801 nucleotides. RefSeq names its product golgin subfamily A member 7-like. The record is from RefSeq and is a predicted model, not a curated record. NCBI's taxonomy places the organism in Eukaryota, Metazoa, Chordata, Hyperoartia, Petromyzontiformes, Petromyzontidae. Gene Ontology annotation, biological process: protein targeting to membrane; peptidyl-L-cysteine S-palmitoylation. Gene Ontology annotation, cellular component: palmitoyltransferase complex.
UCGCGUUUCGUUAAAUCCGCCACGGCCACCGUAGUCCAAGCGUCGCCCUUUAACAAACUUCAUUCGAAGCUUUUGUGGCGGGAGGAGUUACUCUUUGGUUAGUUCGGUACAGUAACGUAGAGAUAAAAUUAAUUAAAUAAUAUAGUACGACGUUUCAUAUUGCUACACAAGCAACCGUCAUCAGCAUCAGCGGCGGCGGCAGCAGCAGCAGCACGGCCACCGUAGUCCGGAAGUGGCGGCCUCCCCCAUCGCUCGCCAUGGCCGAGGUGGACAGUCUGACUCGUGCCGUUCCGCCGGGACGCCUCGUGGCCAAAGCCUUCGUCCACCGUGACUACAGCCUGGGCACAGCCUGCCGCUACCACGUUCACUUCCCCAGUGAGCUCACCGGUAAGGUGGAGGCGCAGCAGUUUGAGGAAACGCUCCGGGGGCUGAACGCCCUCUUUGAGGAGGCUGAGCGGCUGGACAGCCACACGUACUUGGAGAGUUGUCUGGCGUGUCUCACAGCCUACCUCGUGUACACCUGUGUGGAGACGCACUACCAGAAGGUGCUGAAGCGAGUUAGUCGCUUUGUUUGUGAGCAGAAUGAGGCGGUGUACGUGCCUCGUGGACUCCACAUCACGGACCCCAUGGAGAGAGGCCUCAGAGUGGUGGAGGUGAGCGUCUACGAAGACCACUGAGUCAACUGGGGCGACGCUCACCACUCCUCACCACUCCUCACCACUCACUCACUCACUCGCCCACCCACUCACUCGCCCACCCACCCACUCACUCGCCCACUCACUCACCUACCCACUCACCCAC